This is a messenger RNA of Blepharisma stoltei, 912 nucleotides long. The record is from the annotation of a GenBank genome assembly. Lineage: Eukaryota; Ciliophora; Heterotrichea; Heterotrichida; Blepharismidae.
AUGAGACCAUUACUAAUAUGUAUCUUUUACGGCAUCACAGCCACAAUGAUGAACUUGUCCAACAAAGUCAUGAUAAGUCUAUACGAAUUCCGCUGCACUUUUCUUAUGCUUUUCGCUCAGUAUUUUCUCUCUGUAUUUGUGAUUGAAGCUACAAGGUAUUAUGGGAUUUACAAGUCACUUCCUAGGUUUCACAUAGAUCAGGCUUUUGAGACUAUCCAUGUAUCUUUAGCAUUUAUAGGCAACAUUGUGCUAGGACUAAUUGGGAUGGCCUAUACAAAUCUUCCUAUGUAUGUUGCGUUGAGAAAACUAGUUACAGCCAUGAUAUACUCAAUAGAUAUUUUUGUCUUACGUAAGCCUGUCGACCUAUGAAGCACCUUAGGGGUCAUUUUUAUUACAGCUGGUGCUUUAAUAGCAGGCUGUAAUGACCUUACAUUAAGUUUCAUAGGACUAUUUUUCGUUUUACUAUCAGAUGUGAUGUGUGCUCUUCAAUUACAGCUUAUGAAUAAAUUAAAACAAAAAAAUGAUAAGCUAGAUGCUUUAUCACAAUUUUAUUAUACAGCAGUUUUAUCAUUGCCAAUCGUCAUGGUUGGGGUUUAUACACAGGAAGAAUAUGUCGAUGUAGCCUUAAAUCCGCUAACUAAGACGUGGAAUUUUGUGUUUUGACUGUCAGCGUCUUCUUUUGUAGGGCUUUUGUGCAACUUUUCAAUCACACUCUGCACAACUUAUAACUCCCCAAUGGCAACGACAAUAACUGGGAAUGUAAAAGACCUUUGCUCGAUGUUUGUGGGACUAGUAGCGUUUGGAGAUGUUGUUUUAAGUCCUUUAUUUUUAAUAGGAUUAUUGUGUAGUACGACAGGGGCAAUGAUAUAUUCGUUAGGAAAACUUAAAAGCUAUAAAGAUUCGUCUGUUUAA